Asterias rubens (European starfish) is the source of this 1247-nucleotide messenger RNA. RefSeq names its product 50S ribosomal protein L27-like. The transcript is spliced from 4 exons. Gene Ontology annotation, biological process: translation. The record is from RefSeq and is a predicted model, not a curated record. The coding region runs from base 67 to 546 and encodes 159 amino acids. Gene Ontology annotation, cellular component: ribosome; mitochondrial large ribosomal subunit. Gene Ontology annotation, molecular function: structural constituent of ribosome. Lineage: Eukaryota; Metazoa; Echinodermata; Asteroidea; Forcipulatida; Asteriidae.
GUUAGGCCAGAUCCUGGGACUAGACUCGGGGACGAGGACAGUAAAAUAGCAGGUCAAAGGUCAACCAUGUUAGUCAAUGGCUGCUUGCGGCUGUUGAAAACUCCGCUUCAAAUACUUGAAAACACUGGUUUGUGGUCGUCGUCUCUGCAGCAUGUAGGACCAGCGCUAAGCCUCUUUGGGGUACGAUGGGCAUCCAAGAAGGCAAGCGGAGGAAAGAGAAACACUGGGGGAAACAGUCCUGGAAAGAGACUCGGAAUCAAGAAAAUGAAUGGUGAAUAUGUACAGCCAGGGAUGAUUCUUGUGAGGCAGAAGAUGGCAUUUAGGUGGUACCCUGGAAACUUCGUUACAAAAGGAAGAGAUCGCACGCUGUCCGCUCAGGUGGCUGGUACAGUUUACUACACCCAUGAGCGUUGGAAUCCUAAACCAUCAACGGUUUUCGGAAAGUCGAUAGCUCCGACCUUAUCCGACGAGGAAAUGACAAGAACAUUUGUAAAUAUCAGACCAGAGCCUGAACUUGGUUUAUUCAAGUUGAAGGAACAGGUAUAGAAUUUUGUGGAUGGAGUCAUGACCUGUUUUGGAAACGUCGAUUUGUAUUUAUGUCGGCGAUGGUUCUUGGGAGAUGAUGUUGUCAACGAGUAAAAGUUUCUUUAGCAGAGAGUAAUAUUGGUAAUCACUCUUAAAAUUAAUGGUUAUAAAAACUUUCUUGGAAAGAAGCACAGCGGCUUUCGGUAUUAUAAAGCAUUUUGAGAAUCAUUUGAAGUAAUGUGGUUGAAGAAAAACAUCAGUUUUUAUUCCCCGAAAUUUGAGCCUGAAAAAUUUUACUGUCAGAUACAUUUCUCUGAUUGUGUAUUCCAAUGACGGACUUUUCUUUCUGUGUGGACAUAUUAGCUCUGUUUUUUUUAUAUAGAUAUCUCAGACAACAAGGUUCUUAUAGUCAGAACCAAGUUUUGUUGUUCUCUUUCAAGAAGUUAUGAGUAGGCACUUCCUGAUAACUGCAGAACAUUUUCAUGAAAGUUGCAUGGUCUGUGGGUCCUAGGUUCAAAUCCCACCUCGGAUCGGAGCCUUGCAUGUGAAUUGGGUUCUCAGUUCCCAACCCGACUAUGUGGGUUUUCCCCCCAUUUGGGGUUUUCCUCCCACAACUAAAACUGAACAUUUCUUAUUGUUAUCUAUUCGUCCUGUUAUUGGUGCCGAGUUCGCUAUUGGUUGUGUGAUAAAAUAAAUAAAUAAAUAAAAAUAAACAAAUUAUA